UGUGUGGGCGGGAGAGCACACAUAAAGGCUGCUAUUCUUAUGAAAAGGAUCCACAGUCUAUAUAGCCUUUGUAGCUUGUGAAUUGGAUAGAAAGGGAUUUUAUUGUGACUUAAUCGUGUAUGGCAUUUUAAUCCUCUAUAAUAACAUAUUCCGUAUUAUUUACCAACAUCAUAUAACCGUAUUGUCUGUUUAAAGGGACAUUGGUAAUAGUGUAUUUAUUAUGUGUUUCUAUAUUAUUCCUAUAGGCUCCAUGUCCUAUGGAGUCUAGUGUGUCUUUUGCAAUCAUUGUCGAGCCGUGUCGAGACGAUGCUCUGAGGAGAAAACUGCACAGGCUCCCCGGUUGUGUUCAUCCUGAGGCUGCAGUGAACGGAGGGGAGGGGGGGUUGCGGUACAAUAACCAGCAUCCAUAAAGGUCUUCUCUCUGUGAACGGGGACCGACUUUACAAAGGUGAUUCUUGCCCCUGUGCGGGGGGAUCGGCGGAGAAAUAGAUCUAAAAAAAUUAUGGCCACCCUACUGCGGAAGAUCGGUCUUAUCCGCCUGCACGACCGAGACACCGAGGACCCAAAGCACCAUCAGGGCUCGCUAAAGGGGACCAAGGGGAUCCAGAAAAAUAACGCCAACAAACACUGUCAGACCGCCAACGAAACCAACAUCCUGAGCACCCCGGAGAUUAAGGCCAGGAAGCUGGACCAGCUCGGCAAGGACAAGCCGUCCGGCAAAGAUAAGCAGGGCAAAGAUGUUGCAAAGGAGAAGCAGCAGACGGGGGGAGGCGGGAGUAAAGCGACCAGUGCCUCCUCGAUACCACCGCUGGCGCCUCACCGGCAACACUGCACCCAGGUCCGGACGCGGAGGCUGAUGAAGGAGCUACAGGAGAUCCGGAGGUUAGGGGACAACUUCAUCACGGUGGAGCUGGUAGAGGACAACCUGUAUGACUGGAACGUCAAGCUGCACCAGGUGGACAAGGACUCGGCGCUGUGGCAGGACAUGAAGGAGACCAGCACCGAGUUCAUACUGCUAAACGUCACCUUUCCCGACAAUUUCCCCUUCUCGCCCCCGUUUAUGCGGGUCCUGACGCCCCGGUUGGAGAACGGCUACGUGCUGGACGGAGGGGCCAUAUGCAUGGAGCUGUUGACCCCCCGCGGAUGGUCCAGCGCCUACACGGUGGAGGCAGUCAUGAGGCAGUUUGCGGCCAGCCUCGUAAAAGGACAGGGGCGUAUAUGUAGGAAAGCAGGGAAGUCUAAGAAAGCUUUCAGCCGUAAGGAAGCCGAGGCCACCUUCAAGUCCCUGGUGAAGACCCACGAGAAGUACGGCUGGGUGUCCCCGCCCGUGUCCGACGGCUGAGUGCUCCGCCGCCGACCCUCUGACCCCCACGCUAGCCCAGCUAGCACUGACACGCUAAACGGCACACCACGCUAACUCAACAAUCGCCCAUCUUCACCUUUUUGCUGUUUUACUCAGAGUUUUGUUUCUGUGUUAUUAUUUUUUUGGGGGAUUUGUUUUAUCUCCACCAAAACUCUCGGAGAGCAGACGCACCGCCAUCAUCGUCACUCCUCCACCAAGAAGAGACUUUCGUUCCCCUCCCUCUCUCCCACGGAGAUUCUUUCUCCCAUUUUGGAAAGACCAGAGAGGAAGGUGUGUAUGUAUGUGUGUGUGUGUGUGUGUGUGUGUGUGUGUGUGUGUGUGUGUGUUUGUUUGUCACUCACUUGGAUAUCAGCUGGUGAGUGUGUGCACGUGCAUUGGCGUGUGCGUUACUAUCGUGGACUUCUUUUUCGGAUUUUUUUUGUCGCAACGCGCACCCAUGAACGUACAGGAGAAAUCGGACAGUGUGGACUUUUCCACCCAUGUGAAAGACUACUGAAUGAAGACUUAUCCCACUCUCCUGUCCUCGCCAUCCCAUCCUCUCCCUCUCUUCCCAUCCCUCUCUCCCGUCUGAACUGGCAUCCCUUCCCGCCAUCUCUCUCUGUAGCUGUCGGGUCAUUUGCAUAUAAAUGAAGCUGUUAAUGUUUAAUAGACGGGCAGCGUGCUGGCAUUUAUACUCACUCGUUUACUCCUUCAUUUCCCCUUUCUUUCGACUGUGCCGUUGCUCACAGUUCAAUGCAACACGAUUGUAAUUUCCAUGGAGCUGUGCUCUUUCUCUAUCUCUUUCUUUAGCUUGCUCAUUCACUUUGUUUCUCAUUCUUUCUCUCCGUCUCCUGUGGCUACAUUUAGAGCUCACUGUUGCUUAGAUGGAUAUUGAUUUCUAAUUGAGAAAUUACAAAGUCACACGUUGCUUUAUGCAGAGACUAUGUAUGAUAAAUAGAAUGAAAGUCAAUCAUCUCUCUUUCUCUCUACUCUCGUGUGUGUGUGUGUGUGUGUGUGUGUGUGUGUGUGUGUGUGUGUGUGUGUGGUGUGAUGUGUGGUGUGUGUGUGUGUGUGUGUGUGUGUAGAGAGGAAGGAGACUGUAAUUCCCAUGAUUUAGAUACCAGAUGGUACAACUGAAGGCUAGGCCUAAGUGUGUGUGUGUUUGUUGUGUGUUGUGUGUGUGUGUGUGUGUGUGUGUGUGUGUGUGUGUGUGUGUGUGUGUGUGUGUGUGGUGUGUGUGUGUGUGUGUGUGUGUGUGUGUGUGUGUGUGUGUGUGAGCAAGAGAGACAACCCUUUAAACAG
This is a messenger RNA of Etheostoma spectabile (orangethroat darter), 2644 nucleotides long. It is a transcript of the gene ube2ql1, whose product is annotated as ubiquitin conjugating enzyme E2 QL1. Bases 503 to 1342 code for a protein of 279 amino acids. NCBI's taxonomy places the organism in Eukaryota, Metazoa, Chordata, Actinopteri, Perciformes, Percidae. The transcript is spliced from 3 exons. The record is from RefSeq and is a predicted model, not a curated record.